This is a messenger RNA of Lichtheimia ornata, 1350 nucleotides long. RefSeq lists its product as uncharacterized. Gene Ontology annotation, molecular function: phosphatase activity. NCBI's taxonomy places the organism in Eukaryota, Fungi, Mucoromycota, Mucoromycetes, Mucorales, Lichtheimiaceae. The transcript is spliced from 3 exons. The record is from RefSeq and is a predicted model, not a curated record. The coding region runs from base 1 to 1350 and encodes 449 amino acids. Gene Ontology annotation, cellular component: cytoplasm; nucleus. Gene Ontology annotation, biological process: DNA damage response.
AUGGUUUCCUCGGCACCCAACAAUCCGCCUUUCCCCGCUUACCGAGCUACCGAUAAGGGCAGUUUCGCUUGGGAUAGUACCGUGAGGCGUUGGCCCAACAUUAUCGACAAUGCGUUCAACGACUUUAAGACUGCCAUGGAGAAGAAUGACAAUGCUGAUGCGCGACGGGAAGGCAAGGAAAUUCUGGAAUCCAUCACAACCUUGAAGAAUGAGAUUGCAGGCGACAAACCUUUACGCUUACUCUUGGACAAGGAUUCGGACGUGGAUGACUGGAAUCGUCACAUUUCCAACUACUUUGCUGGUGUUACGUGGUUCACGGGCACUUGGUUGUUCAAUGAGUGCUAUCUUUAUCGACGUCUUCGAGAGAUCUAUAUCAUGAGCCACUUUUGGAAGUCUUAUGAUCCUUUUGGUGAACAAAAGCUGGCAACAUUUCGUGGAUCCCAUGGUUCGGUGUUUGAUCUUGCACGCAAGAUGCCUGAAAUGAUUCAACCCGUGUCAGAGGAACGCAAGGAAUUGGUGUAUCAAGAGCUUCUUCAAGUCUGCUUGUGGGGCAAUGCCACCGAUCUCAGCCUUUUGACCAAUAUGACCGAAGAAGAUAUCAAGCGCUUGCAGGCUGUCGAAAAGGAGAAAUUGGCAGAGCAAAAGAAGCACAUUUUGGUGGAUAACAUUGAUGAGAUCUGGGAAAAGCUCAAAACACUCAAGGAUGGUCGUGUUGAUUUCGUUCUCGAUAACUCUGGUUUCGAGGUCUAUGUGGACUUGAUUUUGGCCGAUUGGUUAAUACAAUCCGGCAAAGCUUCAAAGAUCGUAUUCAACUGCAAGACCAUUCCUUGGUUCGUCUCUGAUGUCAUUCCUCAAGAUAUCCCAAUUCUUCUCGACGCCUGCUUGGAUCGUACCUUUUUCCCUGACAACGAUAAGCGAUCCGCUGAAGAUUUUGAAGCCUUGGAAACAAUGGUGAAUCGUUGGAAAUCUUAUAUCCAAGAUGGUCGUCUCGUUGUUCGUGCCCAUCAAUUCUGGUGUACAGGCCUUUCUUAUUGGAUGCUCAAGACCGAGGCUCCUGAUUUAUUUGACGACUUGAAGCAAUCCGAUCUCGUCAUUUUCAAAGGCGACCUCAACUUCCGCAAGCUCGUCUAUGAUUGCGAUUGGCCUGUGACCACGCCAUUUAGAACAGCUAUCGGUGUCCACAUGGCAGAGGAAUUUACAAACGUUGUCUCUCUUCGCACGAACAAGGCUGAUACAAUCGUUGGAUUGAAAGAAGGCGUGAAAGAAGAAGUUGAGAAACAUGCGACUCCCCUUGAAUGGCGAUGCAGUGGCAAGUAUGCCGUAGUCCAAUACAAUAGAUGCCCUCAAUAA